Molecule: messenger RNA, 1500 nt
Organism: Sclerotinia borealis F-4128
Lineage: Eukaryota; Fungi; Ascomycota; Leotiomycetes; Helotiales; Sclerotiniaceae
Source: the annotation of a GenBank genome assembly
AUGGCAAUCCCAAUUGAUGAUGAGAAGCAUGUGACGUCGUUUCCAGCACCGUCAACAAGUGAAGUUGUAAAUAGUGCAUCCCCAACUGCUUUAACACAGUUAGAUGAUAACUAUGCCUUAUUCCAAGAUGCUAGGGACAUGGAGGUUGAUCCCGAAGAAGCAAAACGAGUACUUCGAAAGAUUGAUAUGCGACUCAUGCCCAUUCUCUUCUUUACAUAUAUGUUGCAGUAUCUAGACAAGAAUUCGAUCAACUUCUCAAGUGUCUCAAUAUUCUACUUUGGUUACCUAUUCUUCCAAUUUCCAUCAGGCUAUGUUCUUCAACGCCUUCCUAUUGGGAAAGUCCUCUCCCUAACCACCAUCGCUUGGGGAGUCAUCCUCAUCACCACCCCAGCAUGCGUCUCAUUCGGCGGAAUAGCCACGAACCGAUUCCUCCUCGGAGCCGUUGAAGCAACCGUAAACCCGGGCUUCGUCCUCCUAAUGUCCAUGUGGUACACAGCAGCCGAACAACCCCUCCGACUCGAAAUCUACUACUGCACCAACGGCAUCGCCACCAUGUUCGGAGGCCUCAUCGGCUACGCCAUUGGUAACAUUACCUCCGGUCUCCCAAAAUGGAUGUACGUCUUCCUGAUCUUCGGCGCCCUCUCCAUCACCUGGGGCAUCAUCUCCUUCAUCACCCUCCCGGACCUCCCCUCCACCGCCACAUUCCUCACGCCCCAUGAACGACUCAUCGCCAUCAACCGCGUAGCCUCUAAUCGUCAAGGCGUCAAAAACCGCCACUUCCAAACCUAUCAAGCAUGGCAAACGUUCCAAGAUCCCAAAACAUGGAUCCUAUUCGUCAUGGCCGUCGGUGCACAGGUUCCAAACUCCGCCCUCACAUCCUUCACAUCCAUCAUUGUCGGAACCUUCGGUUUCGACACCCUCGGUACCCAAUACCUGCAAAUUCCCGGCGGCGCAGUUCAGUUCUUGGCUCUGAUGGCUGGUGGAUAUAUUUGCACCAAGUUCCCGCGCAAUUCCCGCUGCAUCACGAUGAUUGUCGCUAAUACAAUUUGUAUUCUCGGUGCGGGUUUAUUGGUUGGUCUUCCGAGUAGUAAUAAAUGGGGAAGAUUGGUAGCGUUGUGGUUGUGCUAUUUUCAGGGAUUGGGAUUCAGCAUGAGUCUUACGAUGGUGAGUAGUAAUAUCGCGGGUUAUACGAAGAAACAGUUGACGGCGGCGGUGCUGUUUACGGGAUAUUGUGUGGGGAAUAUUAUUGGACCGCAGACUUUUAUUAAUAGUGAAGCUCCCGGAUACCACUCAGCAUACAUAGCAAUGCUAGUAGGCUACUCAGUCAAACUGGCAAUGGUAGUCGUGCUAUAUAUCUACAUGUACACGAGUAAUAAAAAGAGAGAUGCAGAGCAAGCGGCGAGAGGAGAGGCGAGCGAAGAGGAAGAAAGAGAGGCGGUCGAGAAGGGUAUGAAGGAUAUGACGGAGAUUGAUAAUAGGGGGUUUAGAUAUAUUUUGUAG